UUCUCUCUCUGUGUAUAUCUAUAUAAAUUUUCUCUCUUUUUUUUUUAUAUAAAUUUUCCAAACCCUAAACGUCGUCGUUUCAUAACAAUCUAAUUCAAUUCAUUUAUUCCAUUUACACGCACAAAACACACAUCAAAUUGAAGUCGUCGUUUUGAUUUUUUUUUUUUUAUAAAUAUAAUUAAUUUAAUAAAAUGGAAUUACUCGCCGGAAAACCCGGCUUCCUACGAAACGUCGUCGUUCGGUUUUUACUUUUUUGCCUAAUGAUCGUCGGAAUCCGAUUCGCUUACGUCAUCACACUCCGAGGCGAAUCUUGUCUCGCCGGAGAUGAUUUCUGUUUCUUCCCCUCGCCGGAAAACCCAAACCUUGUCACCGCCGCCGGCGCCGGCGGUGGCCGAUCCUCCGUCACACUAAACCCCACGACGGAAUCCUCACCGGAGUUUCAUAAACACGUGAUGUUUUACAUAACAGUGUUUCAAGAUCUAAUCGUUGAUGGGUUUUUGAACACGAGGUCGAAAUCGCUUGUUGUCGAAAACCCGGAUGGGGCCGAGGUUUACGCGUUGAAAGAAAUCGGUUUAGAUGAUGUUUUAGGGGUUCAUUAUAAAAAGGGGUUUAGGAAAUUUGGAUAUAAAGACAAUGUGUUUGAUUUCGUAUAUUUGGGGAACGAAAUGUGCGAAAAAUCGGAGAGAAUUGGCGAGUUGAGUGACGAUAUAGGAAGAGUACUAAAACCCGAAGGGUAUUUAGUUGUUCAUACCGCGACUAAUGAUGAAUAUAGUUUGAAUUCGUUUAUUCGUUUAUUUAAUUGCUGUACGUUUAUUAGAUCGCGUAAAAUUGAUGGUUUCGAUAAAGAUAUGCCUUAUAUACAUGAAAUUGUGAUGAAAAAAGAUUUUGAUUCGAAAAUUAGGGAAAAAACGGAUAGAGGUGGAAAUGGCGGUGGCAAGUGUUUGGUUCCGGGGUAUAAACAAGAGUUGUUGAAAAAAGCCGAGGGUUUGAUUGAGGUUGAGCCGUUGAAACCGUGGAUAACGUUGAAGAGGAAUAUUGAAAAUGUCAAGUAUUUGACAACGAUGGCGGAUAUUAGUUUUAAGAGGAGGUAUGUAUAUGUGGACGUUGGAGCACGUAGUUAUGGGUCGAGUAUAGUUAGUUGGUUUAAGAAGCAGUAUCCGAAACAAAACAAGACGUUUGAUAUAUAUGCAAUUGAGGCGGAUAAACAUUUUCAUGAUCAGUAUAAGGCGAAAAAGGGUGUAACGUUGUUGCCUUAUGCUGCUUGGGUGAAAAACGAGAGUUUAGUGUUUGAGAUUAAUCAGACACCGGGUGAUGAGAAUGUUGAGCAAGGGAGAGGAAUGGGUCGGAUUCAGCCAGUUAAAUCGGGUGGUGGGAUUGUGGGGUCUACCGAUGUUAUACAAGGGUUUGAUUUUGCUAAUUGGUUGAAAAACACGGUGACUGAGCAAGAUUUCGUGGUGAUGAAGAUGGAUGUUGAAGGGACUGAAUUUGAUUUGAUACCAAAGUUGAUUGAAACGGGUGCUAUUUGUUUGAUUGAUGAAGUUUUUCUUGAAUGUCAUUACAAUAGGUGGCAGAAAUGUUGCCCUGGUGUGAGGAGCCCUAAGUAUCAAAAGACGUAUGGACAAUGUUUAAAUCUGUUCAAAUCUUUGAGACAACGUGGAGUUCUUGUUCAUCAAUGGUGGUAAUCGGUAUUCUGGUACCUUUUGUUUUACUUCAAAGUGUUGUAGUUUAAGUCUGUUUUCCAUAUAAAGUUUCUGCAAAUGAAAAGUAAUUUGUUUCACAUUGUAGCUUGUUUAUCAGGAAAUAGUAUACACGGCUAAGCCGGCCCAUAUGUUUCAUAAUGUUAUUCUCGGUGCUCUUUUGUUCAUAUCGUAUAGACUUGUCAUGUUGCAACAUCCUUAUCGGUGCUAGCCUAUGUAUGGUAAAUUGUUCAAUUUUACGUCAUAUAUUAGUUGCA
Molecule: messenger RNA, 1954 nt
Organism: Erigeron canadensis
Lineage: Eukaryota; Viridiplantae; Streptophyta; Magnoliopsida; Asterales; Asteraceae
Exons: 1
Coding region: 192-1682 (496 amino acids)
Source: RefSeq, a predicted model, not a curated record